AUGGAUUCCAAACCGGCCGGUUUAGCUGUUGUUAUCUUUAUGCUUCUGUUCAUCCAAAUCCUUAGCCCAGCUGGUGUUUAUGGAGAUAUCACCGGAGUCUGUUACGGCCGCAACGGCAACAAUCUCCCGUCGCCGGCAGAUACCAUAGCUUUAUACAAAAGCAACAAAAUCGACGCCAUUCGUAUUUACGAGCCCUUCGCCGAUAUGCUCGAAGCGCUCCGUGGAUCAGGUCUCCUCGUUGCGUUCGGUCCUCGAAACGAAGAAAUCCAACCACUAGCCCAAGACCCAGCCGCCGCAACCAUUUUCGUCGGCAAUUGGAUCCUGCCUUACAAAAACGACGUCGCUAUCAAAUGGAUCACGAUCGGUAACGAGGUCCUCCCCGGAGAAAUCGCUCCCUUUGUCGCCGCCGCGAUCCGGAACGUAAACGCCGCGCUAACACUUCUCGGCGUCACAGGGAUCUCUGUCACGACGGUCGUUCCAAUGAACGCGUUGGCCAAUUCGUAUCCCCCUUCCGCCGCGACUUUCCUCCCGGAAUUGACCGAAAUCAUGGCGGAGAUUGCAUCGAUUCUCUCGCAGACGAAUUCGCCUCUCAUGGCGAACAUUUACCCGUAUUUCGCUUACGCGUCAGAUCCAGCUCAGAUCCCACUCGAUUACGCCGUUUUCAAAUCCCAAACGCCGGUGGUGAUUGACGGGGAUUUGACGUACACCAACAUGUUCGAGGCGAUGGUUGACGGAUUCAACGCGGCUUUGGAGAAGGUCAACGCCGGAAACGUGGUGGUGAUGGUGGCGGAAUCUGGGUGGCCGACGGAAGGAAAUCCACCGUACACGAGCGUCGAGAACGCGGCGGCGUACAAUUCGGGGCUUCGGACAUGUGGAGGAGCUCUCCGUAUGCGAACACCUCGCCGGCCGGAGACGCCGGUGGACGUGUUUCUGUUCGAAAUGUUCAGGGAGAAUGAGAAAGAGGGUCCGGUGGAGCAGAGCUUUGGCAUGUUUGCGCCGGAUAUGACUCCAGUCUAUAACCUCAAUUGUCUUUAG
Molecule: messenger RNA, 1035 nt
Organism: Microthlaspi erraticum
Lineage: Eukaryota; Viridiplantae; Streptophyta; Magnoliopsida; Brassicales; Brassicaceae
Source: the annotation of a GenBank genome assembly